Drosophila eugracilis is the source of this 1396-nucleotide messenger RNA. RefSeq names its product calcium release-activated calcium channel protein 1-like. Gene Ontology annotation, molecular function: store-operated calcium channel activity. Gene Ontology annotation, biological process: store-operated calcium entry. The record is from RefSeq and is a predicted model, not a curated record. Gene Ontology annotation, cellular component: membrane. NCBI's taxonomy places the organism in Eukaryota, Metazoa, Arthropoda, Insecta, Diptera, Drosophilidae.
AAUUUUGGUUGGGUCAUUACAGGCAGCUAUAAUGAUUGUGGCGAACCAUUUACGAAAGCACAAGUACACCACGCUUACGAAGAUUUGGAUUCCCUAGCUCGCUCUUUUAUGGACAUGGAACAGGUGCAUCCGCAGCCGAACCGCAAGGGGAUUCGGUAGCAACCUUCGGCCUUGGCGAGCGCUCUGCAUGUCACUGCCAGAUUGGCGGCCAGUGUGGAUGCCUAUACGGCGGCGGCUACAGCCACAGCGGCAACCGGCGACUACGGCGAUCAUAUGCGCCAAAAUUCCGAACCUCAGUCAAAUCCAGCAACAGCCCCACCAGACCACCCAGCUGCACCCGCACCAACUGGAGAAUCUCAGAGCGAUCAAUUUUCUUGGGUCGUCGCGGUACCUCUAUCACAGCCAGUUCAAUUCAAAUUCGCCGCAAACGAGACGCUUCACUGCGCAGCGAGACGGCUCGCCAGCAUUCGCGGAUUCAGCGAUAGCAGCUACAGCGGCAGCAGCUUCAGCAGUAGCACCAAUAGCGCCACUAGGAUCAGUCGCACCACUAUCCUCCAUAGCAUCGCCCUCAUUGGGGGCCCAGCCGCCGCCCUUUCAGUUGCCUACCUACCAACAGAAUCAAUCCUACCGCUUUCAGCCGCGCGGACAUCACCGCACCGCCAGCAGCAGCAUGUCGAAGUCCGGCGAGGAUCUCCACUGGCCCACGUAUCUAUCCUGGAGUAAUCUUCAGCUGAGUCGGGCCAAGGCUUCCAGUAAGAUAUCAGCCCUGCUCUCAGGAUUUGCCAUGGUGGCAAUGGUGGAAGUGCAACUGGAUCCCGACACAAGUGUACCACCGGGAUUGCUGAUAGCCUUCGCCAUCUGCACCACCCUCCUGGUGGCGGUGCUGCUGGCCCUGAUGAGCAGCAUCUGUAUCCUGCCAAACGUCGAGACGGUGUGUAACCUGCACAGUAUUUCCCUGGUCCAUGAAUCUCCGCACGAGCGUCUGCAUUGGUAUAUUGAAACAGCGUGGGCCGUCUCCACGCUACUGGGACUUAUACUUUUCCUGCUAGAGAUAGCCAUCUUGUGUUGGGACGAGUCGUACAACUUCAUCCUGGGCAGGAUCAGAGGCCCCAUUACGAAUUUGUGCUUCCUUUGAACUGAACCGUCGUUCAGGGGGGCCGGAAUUCCAGCUAUGGCAGGUAGAGCUAUAAUAGGAGGAGUACUCUUGGCUCUUAUCGAAGGUGUUGGUAUAUUAUUUACUAGAAUUUCUGCUGACCAGUUUAGAAAUCCGGCCCCGCCGGCAGAAGACCCUGCAGUGCUUGGAUAUCCUGGAAGCAAUUUUUCUUUUGGAUCCAACUCCAACCAAAAAGAAUAUCAGUGAAAUUUAUUAAAAUUUUAAUUAUGAAAUGACAAAAAA